AUGAGCCAGCAGCAGGACCUCAAGGGCAAGAACGCCAUCGUUACAGGUGGAGGCAAGAACCUCGGUGCCCUCAUCGCCAACAACCUUGCCAAGCGCGGCGCCAACGUCGCAAUUCACUACAACUCGGCGAGCUCCAAGGAUGACGCGGAGAAGACCCUCAAGCAGCUCAAGGACGCUGGCGUCAAGGCUGUCGCGGUGCAGGCAGACAUGAGCACCAAGACUGCCGUGGACAACUAUGCUAACGCCAGGCUCUUCUCUGACUCGCUCGCUGGUCUGGGCUGCCAGAAGUUCGACAUCGCCAUUAACACUGUCGGCAAGGUGCUCAAGAAGCCCCUGACCGACAUCUCGGAGAAGGAAUAUGACGACAUGUUCAACGCCAACUCCAAGGCCAACUUCUUCUUCAUCCAGGACGCGGCCAAGAACCUCGCCGACGGCGGCUGCAUCAUCUCCAUCGUCACCAGUCUCCUCGGCGCCUUCACCGGAUUCUACUCGACCUACCAGGGUUCCAAGGCUCCUGUUGAGUGGUUCACCAAGGCGGCUGCCAAGGAGUAA
Molecule: messenger RNA, 552 nt
Organism: Trichosporon asahii var. asahii CBS 2479
Lineage: Eukaryota; Fungi; Basidiomycota; Tremellomycetes; Trichosporonales; Trichosporonaceae
Exons: 3
Coding region: 1-552 (183 amino acids)
Source: RefSeq, a predicted model, not a curated record